Messenger RNA from Salmo salar (Atlantic salmon), 2817 nucleotides. Its product is annotated as serine/threonine-protein phosphatase 2A 55 kDa regulatory subunit B delta isoform. Gene Ontology annotation, cellular component: protein phosphatase type 2A complex. NCBI's taxonomy places the organism in Eukaryota, Metazoa, Chordata, Actinopteri, Salmoniformes, Salmonidae. Gene Ontology annotation, molecular function: protein binding; protein phosphatase regulator activity. The record is from RefSeq and is a predicted model, not a curated record.
ACAGUCCACUUUCCCACGCCUGUAUCUGUCAGCUCGCCAAGGCCCUGCGAAGCUGCGCAUAAACGGUGCACUUCUGAGGCGGUCGAGGGACUGAAAUAGACUUCUGAAGCGUCUAAAUGACGUCACCGUGUCAUGUCGACUGUCAAUGUGCGCCAUUUUGGAUUGAAAAAAAAAAAAAUCACGGGCAUUUCUGUAAGCCCAUAUUCACGAGUCUAAAUAACUGUUUCCUUGUAAUAACCUGUACUGAAAUACAAUCCUUACAACUCAAAUCACUAUCGGAAGAGCCCCUAAAGAAGCCAGUUCUGUUGAAGAAAGUGGCAAUGGCAGGUAAGGUUGACAACUUUGUAGGCGGGGGCCCUACACUGUUCUCACGCAUCAGCGCGGCCUAAAAGCAUUGCAAGUUUCUUGGCUAGCAAGCAACCGAUAAGCUCUGAGAAUGUGUGCCAAAUUACACUCCAUAGUUAGCUAGUUGCUAUGUUGAAGUACACAUUUAAAGGUGUCGGAGGAGGGAACGAUUUCCAAUGGUGUUUCUCUCAAGUGAAGGGAGCCAUAGACGAAGAUGUGGCUGAAGCCGACAUAAUCUCAACGGUUGAGUUUAACUAUUCUGGAGAACUACUAGCAACAGGAGACAAAGGAGGUCGGGUUGUCAUAUUCCAACGGGAACAAGAGAGUAAAAACCGUCCUCAUUCCAGAGGAGAGUACAAUGUGUACAGCACUUUCCAGAGCCAUGAACCCGAGUUUGACUAUUUGAAAAGCUUAGAAAUCGAGGAGAAAAUCAACAAAAUAAGAUGGUUACCUCAACAAAACGCUGCACACUCUCUGCUCUCAACAAAUGACAAAACCAUCAAGCUAUGGAAAAUCAGCCAAAGGGACAAAAGAGCAGAAGGCUACAACUUGAAAGACGAGGAUGGAAGACUGAGAGAUCCUUUUAGAAUCACGUCGUUACGGGUGCCUGUGCUGCUGCCCAUGGAUCUGAUGGUGGAGGCUAGCCCAAGGAGGAUAUUCGCUAACGCACACACAUAUCACAUCAAUUCCAUCUCUGUAAAUAGUGAUCAUGAAACAUACCUUUCAGCUGAUGAUCUCAGGGUUAACCUCUGGCACUUAGAAAUCACAGAUAGAAGUUUUAACAUUGUAGAUAUAAAGCCUGCCAAUAUGGAGGAGCUGACAGAAGUCAUCACAGCUGCAGAGUGCCAUCCACACCAGUGUAAUGUGUUUGUGUACAGUAGCAGCAAGGGGACCAUCCGCCUCUGUGACAUGCGAGCUGCUGCCCUCUGUGAUAGGCAAAGCAAAUUCUUUGAGGAGCCAGAGGACCCUAGCAGCCGGUCCUUCUUCUCAGAGAUCAUCUCCUCAAUAUCUGAUGUGAAGUUCAGCCACAGCGGCCGUUACAUGAUGACCAGAGACUACCUGUCAGUCAAGGUGUGGGAUCUGAACAUGGAAAACCGGCCUGUGGAGACUUACCAGGUGCACGAGUACCUCCGUAGCAAGCUCUGCUCGCUGUAUGAAAACGACUGCAUCUUCGACAAGUUUGAGUGCUGCUGGAACGGUUCUGACAGUGCCAUCAUGACGGGCUCAUACAACAACUUCUUCCGGAUGUUUGACCGGAACACGCGGAGGGACAUCACGCUGGAGGCCUCUAGAGAGAACAGUAAACCUCGGGCCAUUCUGAAAGCCCGCAAGGUGUCCACCGGGGGGAAGAGGAAGAAGGAUGAGAUCAGCGUAGACAGUCUGGACUUCAACAAGAAGAUCCUGCACACCGCCUGGCACCCAAAGGAGAACGUCAUCGCUGUCGCCGCCACCAACAACCUCUACAUAUUCCAGGACAAGAUCAACUAAACUUAGCAAUCCCCCCCCCCCCCCCGAAACUGUUCCGACCCUCCCGAACCCAGCCAUCAUACCUACCUACCGCGAAUGGACAGAAAUCUUGUACGUUGCAUAGUUAAGAAUAGUCGUUAAAUCUGUUUAAAGAAACAACAGCAGCCUUGUCUGUCCUCCUAAUGAAGAAGAAAUGUGAUGCACUUGUUUCGUUGUGUAGCCAGCCAGCCAGACGCCUGGUCACCUGCUGGAGUCAGACGGCCUGUUUCUUUAGAGUCUGAGGUGUUGGUUGGUUGGUUUGCGUCCUGUCUCGUUGUGAGGGCAGACAGAGGCAGGCAGGAGCCCCAAGUCUGACUCUGGACAGACUAGCCCGGGCCUGACUGCAGCAGAAAUAUCGAUGGACAGCACUCAACAAAGAGGCCAAAAAAUGUCAGUUUAAAGUUAGUGUAUUUAUUUAAAAGUCUGAGCCUUGUUUUACUUCCUAUGAUUUGACGACACAUUAUGGAAUAAGGAGGAAAGAUGUUGUUGAAGUCAGAAUGAGAUAUUAGUCUCUUAACUGUAAAUCUGGGCCUUGGAGAAACUGAAAUAAAAUUAGCUUAAUAAGUAGGGUUGCAAAUUCCCAGGUAACUUUCCUAAAAUUCCCAGGUUUUCCAGAAAUCCCAUUUGGAAGAUUCCCAGAAUCGGAAAGGAAUGAGCAGGAAAUUAUCCAGGAAUCCUGCAACUAGGAUGUUGGGAAAGUUAGGGGAAAUGUAGCAGCCUUACUGGUAACAUUCCUCCUCCCUGGCCGACUCUCAGGCCUCCGUGUUGGACCUUGCUAAGCUCUUAAACACAGGUCUCCAUGUUUGGUCAGUGGACAAUUGUUUUUGGUUCUUUUUAGUUUUUGGUUAUUUUUAGUUUUUAUCCUUUUUUUUUCUCUCAUGUAUAAUAACAUUUUACUCAUUGACUGUAUCUAUAUAACCACACCGUCUGGUGUCAACCACUUAAUAAAAGUAACGAAAACCACAA